GAAAAUUUUUCCAGACUAGUCGUAGUGGUAUGCGAUAAAUUAAAUCUCGGUUAAAAGAGUUCUUAUCAAAAGCUAUAAUCAGUAGAGGCGAACUUUAAUGCGUUCGCUAACGCGAAUCGCGUUGUACAGAAUUACGCCGUCCGCAGGAUGAGUACCCUUCGUGUAAACAACCGAAAGUUCCGCUCGGAACUUAGUGCAUUAUUUGUGAUAAUUUGUUCCCUGGCCCUGCUGGGUCAUAGAAGUUGCUGCAAUGGAGAGUCAACUGACAUCGAGUUGGAUGCCAAGGCCAACAAAAUGCACCAGAUUGAUAGCCUUAAUUUGCUCCUGUACACGUUCCUGCUCACGCUGACCGUGCUGACGAUUUGGCUCUUUAAACAUCGGAGGGUUUCCUGGCUACACGAAACCGGACUGGCUGUCAUAUACGGACUCAUAGUUGGAGCCAUCAUUCGGUAUGCUGGCACUACAACACCAAUUACACACGUGGCGGUGGAACCGGAGCCAGAUGUGAAGUAUAAUCAAAGCCUGCCCCCAGAUACGUUGUGGCUUAUGUUCCCCGGGAAGCUGCAGGUCGAUGGGGAUGUACCGGUUCGGGCAAACAAAAGCUAUUCGUAUAGCUUCCGCGGUGAAGUCGCCAAAUUGGAGGAAAACGAAAUUGACCUGAAGGCAACCUUUGACCCUGAAAUUUUCUUCAACAUUAUUCUACCACCGAUCAUCUUUCACGCCGGAUAUAGUCUCAAACGGAAAUAUUUUUUCCGCAAUUUAGGAGCUAUUCUAACAUUUGCCAUUAUUGGGACAACACUUUCGGCUUUUCUGAUCGGCGCAUUGAUGUACGGUUUUGCACAGAUGAUGCCGAAGUUAAGUGCCAGUUUUACUUUUCUCGAUAUGCUUUACUUUGGGGCACUGAUCUCACCGACUGAUCCAUUGACAAUACUAGCGAUAUUUAGUGAUUUACACGUCGAUGUUAACCUGUAUGCUUUGGUGUUUGGAGAAAGCGUAUUAAACGAUGCGGUAUCGCUUGUACUCAGCGGUGCUAUACAAAACUAUGGCGAGCAUUAUUCGAGUACCGGCGGUUUCGAGGGUCAUGCCUUCCUUAGGUCUCUUGGAGACUUUUUCAGUGUAUUUUUCUUUUCACUUCUCAUUGGUGCAUCGAUGGGAUGUAUAACGGCUCUCAUGACAAAAUUUACCCACAUUCGUGAUUUUCCUUUACUUGAGUCGGCUUUAUUUGUGCUCAUGUCAUACAGCACUUUCCUCAUAGCGGAGGCAGCUGAGCUAACUGGGGUCGUGGCCGUAUUGUUCUGCGGCAUAUGUCAAGCGCACUACACAUACAAUAAUCUAUCGGACGAUUCACGAACUAGAACAAAGCAGAUUUUUGAAUUAUUAAACUUCCUCGCAGAAAACUUUAUUUUCUCCUACAUCGGUGUAUCGAUGUUCACCUUCCCGAAACAUCACUUCGAUCCGUUAUUUAUCGUUAGUGGUUUUAUAUGCGCCGCAAUUGGCCGAGCUGUAAAUAUUUAUCCUCUAUCGGCGUUGCUAAAUAUUGCUAGAAAACCAAAGAUUUCGUGGAACUUCCAACAUAUGCUUUUCUUUGCGGGUCUCAGAGGAGCAAUGUCAUUUGCACUAGCUAUAAGGAACACCGUGUCGGAUGCGCGACAAGCCAUGCUCACUACAACUUCGCUAAUAGUAAUCGCAACUGUAAUUAUUCAAGGAGGUGCAUCGAACUUUCUGCUGAAUUGGUUAAAAAUACCAGUUGGCGUCGAUGAUGAAACGGAGGCAUUACCUUAUCGUGGUGUAAGAAGCGUCUACAACUCGAUGGAGAACACAGCCGGGUCUAUCGACGUUGGUCUGAAUCUAAGUCAGCUGCAAGUUAAUAGAAGGACCAGUUCAUUGGAUCUGGAGAACCAAGAUAGCGAAGGAAUCACUACACCUGGUGGAACAAGGAGAGGAAACGAAAAGGCCGUUUUGGCUCGUGUUUGGGGUAAUUUUGACACAAGAUACAUGAAACCAUUACUAACCCAUUCGCGGCCAACCCUGCUGGAAACGCUUCCGGUGUGCAUGAGUCCAAUCGCACGGUUGCUGACCACUACGGAACAAUUAACACAGGAGGGUCCAACUAGACGUGCAGAUUCUGACUCGGAUCUGUGCAUUGAUGAGGACGAUCGGACAUCGCGCGGUGAUGGCACCAUACGACGUAAUUCGAUCACUCGCCCCAAAAUGAGAAAAUAAAGAAACGCUUGUGAUUUCUGUUAAACGAAGCUAAACAAAAGAGAACGAAAAUCGAACGGAACGGAAAUUGACGAAGAAAAAUUUCCCCGUGGAUGUCGAGUAUUGUCCUAUUAUCAAAGUCGUGUACAUAUUGUUUAGUUUAGAAAUAUUAUCCAUUAUUCAAAGGGAGUUGGUUUGUGCAAUUUGCAGUAUGGUACAAAAUGUAUUGUAUAAAUGAAAGGCCGAAACAUGUCGGUUAACUUAUUAUCCUAUUAUUUUAAUGUUUUUCUUUAUCAAAUUAAUUUAAGUAAUAUAAAUUGAUACAAAUUUUUAUAUUUGAACCGAAAUUUUUGCCGUAUAACGUGCCAAUACAAUCAAUGAAUGCAUCGAAUUCGGUCAGUCUGAGCUGCUUCGUUUCAAUUUGAUUUAUUGCUUUAUAAUUUAAGGUAUUAAUUACAGUCGGUUGAACAUCACAGAAGCAAAAUCCAAUAUUGUUUAAUUGGUUUAUGUUCAUUCAAAGAUGAUUGGCAUUUCACUCAUUAGAUAGAUUGGUUUUACUCUUGAAGAAUUAAUACAUUAGCAGUUCCGCCUGUGAUGAACCACGACUAAUAAUUUUAUGAUUUAUAUAAUCCGUACUUAAUUGUUAAGUUUCCCAAUGACAGUUUUCACAGAAAAACAGUAGAAUAUUAUCCAACUCGCCGCUUGAUUUGCAAAGAGUUUCCAAGAGUAGAUGAUAAUUUCCUCCGAGAGGUUAGAUUGUAACACCAUAAAAGUGGUUUUAAUGUGAAGCAACAAAGUUAAUAGAAAGUGAAUUGAAUAUUUAAAAAAAUAUUGUUUAAUAGAAGUUUGUAGAAGUGAAGCUGCACUGAACAUACAUGAUUUGAAACAGCAACCUAGCCGUUAGUAAAAGAGCCAAUUGCAAAGCAAGAGUGAAUAUUUGCCACAAAUACAAUGUCCUCUAUGUGAACUGUUUCGCUUAUUUU
Sabethes cyaneus is the source of this 3185-nucleotide messenger RNA. It is a transcript of the gene Nhe3, whose product is annotated as sodium/hydrogen exchanger 7. Gene Ontology annotation, biological process: sodium ion transport; regulation of pH; proton transmembrane transport. The record is from RefSeq and is a predicted model, not a curated record. NCBI's taxonomy places the organism in Eukaryota, Metazoa, Arthropoda, Insecta, Diptera, Culicidae. The transcript is spliced from 14 exons. The coding region runs from base 148 to 2223 and encodes 691 amino acids. Gene Ontology annotation, cellular component: recycling endosome; membrane. Gene Ontology annotation, molecular function: sodium:proton antiporter activity.